CUGCUGUGUGGAGCUAUGCGUAAAUUGUUCUCGUAUGCGCACGCGCUAUAUACUUGAGUCUUCGUCUCGUGACUUGGACAACAUUGUCACAUGGUUGAAGUGCAGCGGAAGUCUUCAAUAAAGCUGGAAAUAUCCAUCCGUCGAGUGGUGUCAGUUUGCCAACAACUCAACAAGUGUCAGUUUCAGUAUCAAGGUCCGUUGUUGUGGAACUGAACCCUCUCGGGAAAUCUACAUUGUUGUAUAACAGUCAAUGAGAAUGUCGUCUGCUCAGUAACAAGGCCUGUGUAGGCUUCUCUGACGGACCAAGGACUAAAAAUAGAUUUAGCUCUGUACAAACACAUGUGCAGCUGAAAGUAUGUUGAUAUGCUUCAGCGCCCCGCGGUGACGACGCUAGGCAGACGACAUUUUCUCGCAGGUAGGUGGCAGAAGUAUACGGAAGACUUGGAUUAAAGUCAUUUCUCAUGGAAAACAAGAACGCCAGUCGUACGCGGCCGGAAACGAAGGUGAAGGUCAAAAGUUGAAAAAGAAACUUUGAAGAAGUGUCAGCAGUCUCGUUCCAACGACCAACAUGAAACCUGUUUUGCUUGGCAGUAUUAUUGCCUGUCAUAUGAUCUCGGUCUUGGCAGUGAAGCUCUCGCUUGGAGCCACCGGUGCCAGAGGCAAUCACGCCAUCCAUCAUCGAUCAAAUGCCGUUACUGGAAAAACAGUUUUACUAAGAAACGGAGAAUAUUUAUCCUUUUACUUGUGUCUGAGACAAGAUACGUCCCUCCGCAUCAGCAACGUCAGAUAUUCCAACGACGGCGGCCCUGACCUUGUUUCCUUAACUAUCGACAACGUGGACGCCGGAUCCUUCUUAACCGGGAACAGAUCCGAUUGGGGGAAGCUCUGGAAUGUGUUCCAUAUAUCGGGGCCGGUUGGGAGACAGUGGGUUUUCAGGGAGGGUUUGCAUGUCUUGUCCCUUCUCGCAAAGGCCGCCAAUGGGAUUGAGAUUGAUUAUGUUGAGGUGGAGCUUUCAGAUCAGACCAUAACCCAUGAUAUAUUGACCUGCGCACUUAUGUGUUCGAACGUUCUACCACCCGUUCCCCCAGUAAACCCGAAUGUGCUGGAGAACGCUACCCUCUUACAGACCAGCUAUCCAACGAAGUGCGCAGAAGAAGAUAACGUCAAGAUACCAGUGUUCCUGAAAAACGUCGUAUCUUACACAUUGACGGCAACGUUGCCAGAUUACAAGACGUUCAUCAACGAUCGUCAUCCCAACACAACGGGGUGUGUAUCUCUGCCUUCCGUGUACUGGAAGAUUUCCCAUUUCGUGAUUCCACAACCCCUCAGUCGGGCCACGUUCGCCGGAGUUAGGAUGGACUUCUUAUUUGGUAGGAACAAACCCUUCACCUCUCAGGUACUGCAGAUAGUGUUCAGACUUAAAGGCCGAUCAAAAGGCUACAUAGAUGCUGAUAUUGGGUCUAAAGCAACGAUCAGGAUCCAGCCUGUCAAGUCGAAAGUGACAAUGAGAGUGUUGUACCAAGGACGGGCUAAGAAGGUCUUGGGACUGGUCGAUGAGGUAUUCAAACCAGGGGAGACAACUAAGGAGUGGCACAUUCCUGAUUUUUCGUGGACGGAAUAUGAUGACAAUGUUCUUCUUGUUUCCAUAGUAACAUCUGAAAUAAGCUCUCUGACAAUUGAUUACGUGCAACUUGAGCGACGGUACAUGAGGCCGGAUCGGCCAUUUUCAAUUUUCAGGUCAGAUAAUCUAAUAAUUGAGGGUAUAGACGUUGACUUCUGGUGGCGGGCACCAGAGACAAUGAAAGUCCACCGCUUGGACAAUGGGAAGGUUUUUAACAAGGUGGACUACUUCCGAAUUUCACGUCCAGUUCCGUGGACAACAGGCUUUGCACAGAUAUUUGUUUUAUAUCAAGAUGGAAACAUCCGACUCUUAGAACUUCCUCCACCAGGGCUGGACUGGAUACCAUUUGGUACCUCUGUCAUUGUGGGACAGUCUGACGCGGACGCCUUCAGACCUUCCUCCCCUAUUGUCAGAAUGGACCUGGCCCCUGUCAAUCUGACUAUGACCUUAUAUUAUGCUGAUGGGGGGUCAGCAAGGCUAGAUCUCAAAACAACUAUCCCGGAAACAUCGUUGAAGGUGUCCAGCCUCAUUUUCAAGAAAGACACUACACGGUACCCGUUUGCCAACUUCCGGUCCAUGCAUGUCAAGGACGGUAACUCUGAUUCGGACAGUGUCCUGGUCGACGGGAAGACUGCUUUUCACGUCAUGCACGGGUGGACGUCUUUAACGGGGAGGUCGUUCUUGUUGUUCCGACGCUGUCAGUCGAAGCAUCUCACUCUGAGUCCUGACAUACGACUGGACAUUGACCAGACCACAUCUUCACAGUCUAGUCAGGUCAUGAACAGCCAACUGUGGUCUGAAUUUGUAGAAUGGAGGCGACUAAUGGGGUUCCAAUGACUGUAAUGACAUCACUUUUCAUCAUGUCAUUUAUGAAACUACAGUAUGUGUUGUCCAUGCAUCUUUCAAAGAGUAUCUUGUCACUUAUUGUAAGCCCUAGCAGGUCAAUCAAAAGUACAUUCAAUCAGUAUCUGGUCACUUAUUGUAAGCCCUAGCAGGUCAAUCAAAAGUACAUUCAAAGAGUAUCUGGUCGCUUAUUGUAAGCCCUAAAAAGUCCAUCAAAAGUACAUUCAAAGAGUAUCUGGUCGCUUAUUGUAAGCCCUAGCAGUUCAAUCAAAAGUACAUUCAUUUAUAUUUUUUUAAAUGAUAUCUUUCCCGAAAAUGCUCCGAAAUAUCUUCUGUCCUUUUUUGACGGAGAUACAUACAUUUACACUGGAGAUGCUGGAUGUGCAGAAAUGAAAAGGAUUGGUUGGCUCCACUUUUGCAGAGAAAAAUUUAGAUCUUGAGAAACAAGCUGAAAAAUAUAAAACAACGUACACAUGAAUCAUCUUAAAGUGUGUGUGUGUGUGUGUGUGUGUGUGUGUGUGUGUGUGUGGCUGGGGGCUUUAAUUUCAUCACAAAUGACUACAAGAAGCUCGACCCCCUUAAACAUAAACUUCCCUCACUAUUACUUAGAGACAACCAUGGGAAACAAAGUUUUCUAACUAAAUCUAGAGUAAGCUGGAUGUACCACGUGAUUUCCCCUUGACCUGAGGAUGUCCGCAGUUGCCUUUGUGUGGUCUAUUUAUGUAAAUGUUUCACGGACGAUUGUGUCUCAUGACUGCCAUUGCCCUGUCGGAUUGUGGUUACAUGUUUUGUUUGGGGUUUAUGUCCGUUUGCCUCAUAAAGUGUCUGUAGUAACUUGUAAAUUGAAAUAUAUCCCUUUUCCCUGCGUUGUGUCAAACCCGUGUAGCACCAGCAUGCCUGAAGUCAUGUAUUCGGUGUCUUGUUACGAACAUGCAAAGUGUUGUGUUUUGUGCAUAUAUUCUAAAUUCAUAUUCAGAAGACGACAAAAAAUUCAAAUUGUAAUUUUUCUUUGCUAUAGUUGGAAAAUUAUUUUGAAAUAAGAUGGUAAAGUAUCGAAUCUGUGUGGAAAUCUGAUUUAUUGAAACUGCGAGACCAUUGACACCCGGGCAACGAUAUCGUAAUGUUAAUGUAAUCCAUGAGUCUCAACACGUUCAAUAUGAAUGACAGAGAUUGUACGGAACACUGGCAGCUGUUCGUCUAUUACUCAUUUCCAGCACAGAUGUUUAUCCUGUAAAGGGAAUGUCAUUUGGGCGGCUGUUAUAAAUAAAUGCACGAUUUGUUAUAUAUUGUGUAUAUCUUGGGUGAACCGGUGCGUUCAAAAUCUUUAACUUUUACUGUGUGUAUUUUUAUAUUUUACUGUAUACAUAUUUUCAAAAUAAAUUUAAAUCGAUG
Messenger RNA from Haliotis rufescens (red abalone), 3856 nucleotides. RefSeq lists its product as uncharacterized. Bases 569 to 2458 code for a protein of 629 amino acids. The record is from RefSeq and is a predicted model, not a curated record. The transcript has 2 exons. NCBI's taxonomy places the organism in Eukaryota, Metazoa, Mollusca, Gastropoda, Lepetellida, Haliotidae.